Ostertagia ostertagi is the source of this 510-nucleotide messenger RNA. Lineage: Eukaryota; Metazoa; Nematoda; Chromadorea; Rhabditida; Trichostrongylidae. The record is from the annotation of a GenBank genome assembly.
AUGUUACUGUUGAUAUUUGGAGGAAUCCCAUGGCAGGUCUACUUCCAACGUGUGCUGUCGUCACGAACAUCUUCGGGAGCUCAGUGGCUCUCAUUCGUUGCUGGUAUUGGUUGCCUUCUGAUGGCCGUGCCACCAGCACUUAUUGGAGCCAUAGCUCGAAAUACAGAUUGGCGUAUGACAGAGUAUUCACCAUGGAACAACGGCACCAAAGUUGAGGCAAUACCCGAAGACAAAAGAAACAUGGUCGUUCCACUCGUAUUCCAGUAUCUCACCCCUAAAUGGGUGGCAUUCAUAGGACUCGGAGCGGUAUCGGCGGCUGUGAUGUCUUCCGCUGACUCCUCAGUGCUGUCAGCAGCCUCCAUGUUUGCACACAACAUCUGGAAAUUGACCAUCAGACCUCACGCAUCAGAACGCGAAGUGAUUCUUGUGAUGCGUUUCGCCAUCAUCGCAGUUGGUGUGAUGGCUACCGUUAUGGCGUUAACAAUUCAGAGCAUCUACGGACUAUGGUGA